AUGGACAAGAACCUCAACAACUUGCUCCGAUGGGGCAUCGAGAAUUCGGCGCCGGCAUCCACAAACGGCGCCAGCGGCGCAACGGCCGUAACUGCCCAUUCCGCCGACAGUAACGCCUCGUCGACAAACUCAGCAGCGCCACAGGCCCCGCGCAGCGACCUCAACCCCGAGCUCCUGCAAGCGCUUUUCGGCGGGCCGUCAGAAGCGGAGCUGAUGAAGGCGGCCAUGGAAGUGAUCACCGACCCGUCCGCAGACCUCGAGAACAAACUGGUCGCCUUCGACAACUUCGAGCAGCUGAUCGAAUCGCUCGACAACGCCAACAACAUGGAGCCGCUCGCGCUGUGGACGCCCCUGCUUAGCAUGCUCUCGCACGAGGAGCACGAGCUCCGGCGGUAUGCGGCGUGGUGCGUCGGGACGGCGGUGCAGAAUAACGUGCGCAGCCAGGAGCGGCUGCUCGCGAUGGGCGGGAUCCCGCCGCUGGUCGGGCUGGCCACGAGGAAGGAGGAGCACGAGGCCGUGCGGAAAAAGGCCAUCUAUGCGCUCAGCUCGGCCGUGAGGAAUUACCAGCCUGCUAUGGACGCUGCGGCGGAGGAGUUGAGAAAGGGCGGGCUUGAUCACGGGAAGGGGGAUAAGGUGGAUGCGACCGAUAUGGAUGCGAUAGACGAUAUCAUGGCGUGGUUGAAGCGGAUGGUCACGGAAUCGGCGUAA
Molecule: messenger RNA, 708 nt
Organism: Chaetomium strumarium
Lineage: Eukaryota; Fungi; Ascomycota; Sordariomycetes; Sordariales; Chaetomiaceae
Product: nucleotide exchange factor Fes1-domain-containing protein
Exons: 1
Coding region: 1-708 (235 amino acids)
Cellular component (GO): endoplasmic reticulum
Molecular function (GO): adenyl-nucleotide exchange factor activity
Source: RefSeq, a predicted model, not a curated record